GUAUUUACAUGGGCAUAUGGACCGCCUUUUGUGCACUUGAACAACAAGGUUAGUUCAUGGGCGAUUGAGUUAUUGAGGGGAGAAGGAAGUAGGAAGAAUGUUGAGAGGUACGGUUGCGUGCUACCAGAGACAUAUGGACUUCCAUGUCUAUGCACAAUGCAGAGGUUCAGUGAGAAAGGGUUAGAGUUGUAUCCACACCACUUACAUCAUUUCUGA
Messenger RNA from Linum tenue, 216 nucleotides. NCBI's taxonomy places the organism in Eukaryota, Viridiplantae, Streptophyta, Magnoliopsida, Malpighiales, Linaceae. The record is from the annotation of a GenBank genome assembly.